AUGGCGCCGGGCGGCGGGCGGCGGCGGGGAGGCGGCGGCGGCUGCGGCGGGGGGAGCCUGGCAGCGGGACCGGGACCGGGCCCGGGAGGCGGCGGCGGCGGCGGCCGAGGCCCCGCGUCCCCGCCGCCGCUGCUGCCGCCGCUGCUGCUCCUGCUGGCGCUGCCCGGCGGCGGCGGCGGCUCCCCGGUAGCGGCGGCGGCGGGGGACAGCGUGAUCCUGGGCAUGCGGCUGGAGGAGAGCACGAAGCCGGCGGCGGCGGCUCCGUCGCGGGGCCCGAUCCGGGUGACGGAGGGCAGCGAGGUGCUGCUGCGCCUCUACGGGCUGGGGCUGGGCCCGCGCACCGGCGAGCGGGUGGCCUUCGCCGAGCUGCGCCCCGCCGCCAACGCCUCGGCCGCCGCCAACGGCAGCUGCCCCGAGCGCUCGCAGGACCUGGUGGUGCGGCCCGGGCCCGCCGAGCCCCGCAGCACCUCGGCGCUGCUCCGCGUGCACGUGCAGCCGCUGCGCAAGGACGAGCGGGCCAAGACGUACGUGCUGUGCAGCCAGCGGCGGCCCGGGCAGCCGUGGCUGCCUCACCGGGGCCCCGACGGGCAGCUGGUGGUGCUGGAGGAGAAGAAGUCGCUGCUGCCGCUGUGGCUGCAGGCCACGCUGAUCGGCGGGCUGCUGGUGCUGUCGGGGAUGUUCAGCGGGCUCAACCUGGGGCUGAUGGCGCUGGACCCCAUGGAGCUGCGCAUCGUGCAGAACUGCGGCACCGACAAGGAGAAGCGCUACGCGCGCAAGAUCGAGCCCAUCCGCCGCAAGGGGAACUACCUGCUGUGCUCCCUGCUGCUGGGCAACGUGCUGGUCAACACCACGCUCACCAUCCUCCUCGACGACCUCAUCGGCUCCGGCAUCGGCGCCGUGGUGGCCUCCACCAUCGGCAUCGUCAUCUUCGGGGAGAUCGUGCCCCAGGCGCUCUGCUCCCGCCAUGGGCUGGCCGUGGGCGCCAACACCAUCGUGGUCACCAAGUUCUUCAUGCUGGUGACGUUCCCCCUCUCCUACCCCAUCAGCAAGCUCCUGGACUGCAUCCUGGGCCAGGAGAUCGGCACCGUCUACAACCGGGAGAAGCUGGUGGAGAUGCUGAAGGUGACGGAGCCCUACAACGACCUGGUGCGGGAGGAGCUCAACAUGAUCCAGGGCGCCCUGGAGCUGCGCACCAAGACGGUGGAGGACGUGAUGACCCCGCUGCAGAACUGCUUCAUGAUCAACAGCGACGCCAUCCUGGACUUCAACACCAUGUCGGAGAUCAUGGAGAGCGGCUACACCCGCAUCCCCGUCUACGAGGACGAGCGCUCCAACAUCAUGGACAUCCUCUACAUCAAGGACCUGGCCUUCGUCGACCCCGACGACUGCACGCCCCUCAAGACCAUCACCAAGUUCUACAACCACCCCGUCCACGUCGUCUUCCACGACACCAAGCUGGACGCCAUGCUGGAGGAGUUCAAAAAGGGGAAGUCCCACCUGGCCAUCGUGCAGAAGGUGAACAACGAGGGCGAGGGAGACCCCUUCUACGAGGUGCUGGGGCUGGUGACGCUGGAGGACGUCAUCGAGGAGAUCAUCAAGUCGGAGAUCCUGGACGAGUCGGACACCUACACCGACAACCGCAGCAAGAAGCGGGUGGGCAACCAGAAGAACAAGCGGGACUUCUCGGCCUUCAAGGACCCCGUCAACGAGCUGAAGGUGAAGGUGUCCCCGCAGCUGCUGCUGGCCGCUCACCGCUUCCUCUCCACGGAGGUGACGCUCUUCACGCCCAACUUCAUCUCGGAGAAGAUCCUGCUGCGGCUGCUCAAGUACUCGGACGUCAUCCAGGAGCUGAAGUUUGACGAGGAGAACAAGAAGUCCCCACGCCAUUUCCUCUACACCAAGAACAAGUCAGCCGACUACUUCAUCCUCAUCCUGCAGGGCAAGGUGGAGGUGGAGGCCGGCAAGGAGUGCAUGAAGUUCGAAGCGGGAGCCUUCUCCUACUACGGGGUGAUGGCCAUCAGCCCGCCUCCGGUAUCGGAGACCCGCUCCCCGUCCCACGUGGGCAGCCUGAACCGCUCGGCCUCCCUGAGCUACCAUGAGCGCUCCGACUCCGUCUCGUCCCCCGUCAGCAGCAGCAACAACCAGCUCAACGCCAGCGCCCCGUACGUGGCCGACUUCAGCGUCCGCGCCCUCACCGACCUCCAGUUCGUCAAGAUCACGCGGCAGGAGUACCAGAACGGCCUCACCGCCUCCCGCAUGGACAGUUGUCCCCAGUCCCCGGACAGCAGCGCUCCCAAACCCGACCUGCCGGAGAAGCCGGAGCCCGCCGACGAGACCACCAGCCUCCUGAACGAGAGGAACUGCCUGAGCCGCCGGAGCAACCACAGCCCCGUGGAGAACUCCAUCUGACCCCGGCCGCGGGCCAGGGACGCGUUGGGACCCCCGCAGCCGCCCUGCGGGGACCCUGCCCAGGUCAGAAACGCUCCGGUGGCGAUGGAGCGGGUACGGGUCCGCCGCGCCGGCCACCGAGGGAACGGACGCACCCGCCGCCGCUUUCACACCCGGUGUUUGCCGGAGGCACCCGCGGCGCGGGCCGGAAGGGAGCCCGGUUUUGCUGCUGCUGCUGCUUUUUGGAGACUGGUUCCGUGGUUUCAGCGCGGUGGAGGCCGGAGGCCCCGCGGCCGGCGAGCGUUCGUUCGCGUGCAGCUCAGGGAGCUUCAGGUCCCGCGGGCCGGGCCCCCCCACGGCCUCCCCCCGGGGGUGUUUUUGGGCGGACGCGAGCGACUCUGGGGCCUCCUCCCGGAGAACCGCACCGGGCCCGAGGCCGCGGCGAGGGGCUUGACUCUGCCACCAGCCCCCCCUGCCUCCAGCGGGGGCGCUGAGGAUGGCCGGGAGACCCCCCCCCAAAAAAAAUAAAACAUAAAUAAAGCGGAGGUGGAACGGGGUGGGGGGGGUGACUCAGGGAGUGCCGCGGCCCCGGGGCGGGGGGCUCGGGGGGGCAGGAUCCGGCACACAGCUAGUGACCAAAGUACGGGCGGGGGGGGCUCCCCUCCGCCUCCUCCCAAGGAGCUUCUCCGAAAUCGCCAGCUGGGACCCCCCCCCUCACCGCCGGGGCUCCCCCCCCACCCCCCCUGAAAAGCACAAGUCCCCUGGGUGACCGCUGUAAGUUAUUGGGAGAAGGUUAAUUAUUUUUGUUAAUCGUGUCGCGACUAUCAGGUCCUAGGUUCUUCUGCGGGGAGAUGCUAGAAGUAAUAAUAAUAAUAAUAAUAAUAUUAAAUCAUGAUGGAAAUUAAAAAAAAAAACAACUUUUUUUAUUAAAUCUUCCUCUAUGCAACCCUUCCCCCCCGAGAAUCUGUAUUUAUUUUUCGCAUCGGGUUUGAUUUGUAUAUUUUGGGGAGGGGGAGGCCGGGCCCGGAGGCCCCGCAGGGGCCGGUGCCACUGUUGCAGCCUCCCCCCCAGGUUGUGGAACUGACUCUGGAAUUUUAUUUUAUUUUUGCCGAUUGGGUAAUAAAAAAAUCUCU
Messenger RNA from Cygnus atratus (black swan), 3521 nucleotides. RefSeq names its product cyclin and CBS domain divalent metal cation transport mediator 4 (gene CNNM4). The record is from RefSeq and is a predicted model, not a curated record. The transcript has 7 exons. The coding region runs from base 1 to 2409 and encodes 802 amino acids. Lineage: Eukaryota; Metazoa; Chordata; Aves; Anseriformes; Anatidae. Gene Ontology annotation, cellular component: plasma membrane. Gene Ontology annotation, biological process: magnesium ion homeostasis; magnesium ion transport. Gene Ontology annotation, molecular function: sodium ion transmembrane transporter activity; magnesium ion transmembrane transporter activity.